GGGAUUUUUAGGGAUAAGGUACAAUGGAGGCCAAGAGCAUCAUAGAUUGAGUUAGAACUCAAACCUCUUAUGUGCACUUUAGAAAUAGACUUUAGGGAUCAACACAAACCUGAUGAGAGACACACACCCAUGCACAGGUGAAACACAUACUCACAAACUCAACCUGCAAUUAUGCACCUCUGCAGUACAUUUAAUCUGACACAGUCCCUGUCUUCCUUGAGGUCACAGCUCAGAGGUGCAUAGUGGCCUCAGGAAAAGAGUCCCAACCCUGAGGGACCCCAGAACAUUUUCAUGGUGCUCCAGUCCACCAACCUUACACCUGGGGUGGCCCAAACGCCAUUCCCAGCCCCAGAUGUCUUCUAGCACAAGAAAUCCCAGGAGAAGAAGAGAUGGCUGGACACUGGUCAGUCAGAUGGUCCCAGACAGACGUUGGAGGAGUCCUGCUGUCAUUAUGGAGAAAGGAAACAGACACAAUUUCAUCACUUUGUGAUGGGGCACUACUGACUCUAGCAGGGAGGAGACCAGGGAACAGGGCAGACACCUGCCUCUCAGGCUGCCCCAAAACUUCUCUUGCUUGGCUUUACAAAUCGCUAUGAGCCAUCCUCUGAGGAAUAAACAGCAGGUGAUGCGGGGGAGGGGGUUGUAUUGCUCUCAGGGGAGGGUUUAAUAGGCUAGACAUAAAUCCUAACUUGUGCUAUUCUUUAUAAAAUGAUUUUAAAGGCCAGGGGCAUGUGUGGUGGGGCCGGGAGGGGGGAGGGUCUUAAAUCAGACCACCGACCAGCUGCUCUCUCCUGUCUCAUUCCUGUGUGGAGACCCAGGUUUUCAGCCCAGCAACCCAUGAGCAUCAAAAGGAUCGAAGCCCCCACUCUGAGCAGCCCCCAGGGAGGCUUGGGAGUUGCUCCUCAGAAACCCCCACAGGAGUCUCAAACUAAGCACCACAGCAGAUGUUCUGGAUGGAGAACUUUCCCCACAAAAUGAUACCCAUGGGGGGCAUUUAGAUUGAAAGGCCGCAUCUGGGAGAGGAAGGUGCUUGUCCCUGAGCUCCCCAGAGGGGAGUCAGCAUGUCCACCAGAGACCCUUUCAGAGCUGCUGGCUGCCUCCACUUCCUGACCCCUCCUAGACCCCAAAGUCUCCGUCUGAGCUCCCUCCCCUUCUCCAUCCUGUAGUGGCGCUUGCUGCAGCCCUCCCUGGUUGCUUUAUUUAUUUAUUUUGCACCAACAGGGUUGCUGCAGACUCAUUCUCGCCUGGUUUAAAAAGAGACAGAGGAAAAAAAAAAAAAAAAAAGGAGAAAUGCUUUCUGGCUCUUUUCUCUACCUCGGUCUUGGCAGCAGCGGCCACAGCAGCAAUAGCAGCCCCAGCGGGCAGGCGGGCGGGAGGGCGGCGGGGCAGCGGGCAGUGAGGGGAGUGAGGCCCGGCGGCCCGGGGUGCAGCUUGAAUGGGACGUCCCCCAGCCCUGGACAGAGGCAGUGUCCAACUUGAUGCCGCCCUCCAGCUUCUCCGACAUUCAGGGAGAUUGGGUCUUGCUAAUUCAGGGCCCCAGGCCCUGGGCCAGGCUCCAGAAGGGCAGAGGGGCAGUAGGUGGAGUCCAGGGGCACAGAGCUGAGCAUACUUCCCAGCCCUGGAGGACUUCGUCAAGGACUGAAGAGGGGAAGGCUAUGGGUCCAGCUCCAAAGCAAGCCUGGCCCCCAUGGCCCCCUCUCCUGUUCCUGCUCCUCCUGUCUGGAGGCAGUUGUGGUGGGUGCCCUGCCGUGUGUGACUGUGCCUCCCAGCCCCGGGCAGUGCUCUGCCCCCUUCGGCGACUGGAGGCUGUGCCUGGGGGACUCCCGGCGGACACUGAGCUCCUGGACCUGAGUGGAAAUCGCCUGUGGGGGCUUCAGCGCGGAAUGCUCUCCCGCCUGGGCCUGCUCCAGGAACUGGACCUCAGCUACAACCAGCUGUCCACCCUUGAGCCUGGGGCCUUCUAUGGCCUCCAAAGCCUCCUGACCCUGAGGCUGCAGGGCAACCGGCUGCGAAUCAUGGGGCCCGGGGUCUUUUCAGGCCUGUCUGCCCUCACGCUGCUCGACCUCCGCCUCAACCACAUUGUCCUCUUCCUUGACGGAGCCUUUGGGGAGCUGGGCAGCCUCCGGCAGCUGGAGGUGGGGGACAACCACCUGGUGUUCGUGGCUCCAGGGGCGUUGGCAGGGCUGGCCCAGCUGAGCACCCUCACCCUGGAACGCUGCAACCUCAGCACAGUGCCCGGCCUGGCCCUGGCCCGCCUCCCGGCACUAGUGGCCCUGAGGCUUCGAGAACUGGAUAUUGGGAGGCUGCCAGCUGGGGCACUACGGGGGCUGGGGCAGCUAAAGGAGCUGGAGAUCCACUCCUGGCCAUCUCUGGGGGCUCUGGAGCCUGAGAGCCUGGCUGGGCUCAAUCUCAGCAACCUGGCCAUCACCCGCUGCAAUCUGAGCGCAGUACCCUGCCAAGCGCUCCGCCACCUGAGCUUCCUCAGGGUCCUGGAUCUGUCUCAGAACCCCAUCUCAGCCAUCCCCGCCCGAAGCCUCAGUCCCCUGGUGCGGCUGCAGGAGCUCCGGCUGGCGGGAGCGUGCCUCACCUCCAUUGCCGCCCAUGCCUUCCACGGCCUGACCGCUUUCCACCUCCUGGACGUGACAGAUAAUGCCCUUCAGACGCUGGAGGAAACGGCCUUCCCUUCCCCAGACCAACUAGUCACCCUGCGGCUGUCGGGUAACCCCCUGACAUGUGACUGCCGCCUCCUCUGGCUGCUCCGGCUGCGCAGGCACCUGGACUUCGGUGUGGCACCCCCUGCCUGUGCCAGCCCCCGGCACAUGCAGGGCAAGAGCCUGAGGGAGUUCUCAGACAUCCUGCCUCCAGGGCACUUCACUUGCCAACCGGCCCUGAUCCGAAAGUCUGGGCCGCGAUGGGUCAUCGCAGAGGAGGGGGGGCAGGCCGUUUUCUCCUGCUCCGGAGACGGAGACCCAGCGCCCACGGUCUCUUGGAGGAGGCCUCAGGGCCCUUGGCUGGGAAGGGCUGGGCGAGUGAGGGUCCUGGAGGAUGGGACGCUGGAGAUCCGCUCGGUGCAGCUGCAGGACAGAGGAGCCUAUGUCUGCAUGGUCAGCAAUGUUGCUGGGAAUGACUCCCUGAGGACCUGGCUCGAAGUACUCCAAGUUGAACCACCAAAUGGCACUCUCUCUGACCCUAACAUCACCACGCCAGGGAUCCCAGGGCCCUUCUUCCUGGAUAGCAGAGGUGUAGCUAUGGUGCUAGCAGUUGGCUUCCUCCCCUUCCUCACCUCGGUGACCCUCUGCUUUGGCCUCAUUGCCCUCUGGAGCAAGGGCAAAGGCCGGGUCAAACAUCACAUGACCUUUGACUUUGUGGCACCUCGGCCCUCAGGGGAUAAGAACUCGGGGGGUAACCGGGUCACCGCCAAGCUCUUCUGACCUUUACUUCCACAUCGGAGCUCCAGCCAAGACAGCUUCGGAUACCAAAAGGGAAGAAAACCAAGGUUGCUUGAACCAGAACCUAGGCCCACCCCCGCCUGCAUCGUGCCAACAGCUAAUGACGCCUCUCAAGAAGGUCUGCCUCCCCCCUGCUUUUGCAGUUUGAGGAUGGGAGCAGAAGCUGUAGACCUGUAGUCAGUCUAGCCCUCCCUGCACCCCCCUCCACCAAGCAGGAAACAUCCCCAAGGCUCCAGUCUACUCGUUCACACACACUGACACCCUUUAACAACCAGUACCAAUUGCUAACCACAGCUACGAGAUUAUUGCAGAGGUGAGGCUGAGAAGCGCCGCUUGCUUCUCAACCAUGCAGUCUACCUCUCUUUUCUGGUCUCUUUUCUGCUCCUCCCCAGGAGCAAGGAACUAGGGCCAAGGAUCUCAGGCUCAGAAGAUGUGAGUGUACAAUGCAGGGGGGCGGGGGGGGGGGGUAGACUGCACACUGGCUGUGUCUGCAUGAGGCCUCCAGCACCUGCCCCAUCUGUCACAUCAUUAAACUUGCUGCCAAAAGGCCAUGAUAGCAGCAGUCUAAAUUAAUGUGAUAUCUGGAGUUUUCUUUACUUCACUUUUUCUCCCCCCUCAUUUUUAUCAAAUCUCUCCCUUCCUACCCUUUCUGCCUGCCCACUGAGCAUGUACCCCAGCAGCCUCCCCGACAUAUAAGCUUAACACCAAAGGAGGCCCAGAGAUGUUCUGGAGAAACUCUCAGUCUGUUUCCAUUUCGGCCCUUUCCCUGUACUCUGGAGUUAGAGAAGGAGGGAUCCUCCACCUUCCUAGGGAUCCCUCUGAAGAAAUUCCAGCCUGGGGUACCUGGCUCCUUCCCUACUUUCCAGUUCUUGUUGGGAUCCCCCAAUCACAGAUCCCUAGUACCCUAGGGGGAAAGUACAAAGGGAACUCCUAGAAAAUGCCUAACAAAAGCACAGAUCUGCAGUUGUCCCAGCAGGCAGACCGAGAACCCGGCAGGACCAGGCUUGGAGGAACCAGGCAGGAAGGGCACUGCACACUGUAGGGAGAGCAGAGGGAAGGGGCCGCAGCAGGAUCUGGCUGCCUAGUUAAUUUCCACUGCCCUUCUGCAGGGGCCUCUUGUUCCCUGUUCAGCGAAGCCCAGGUGGGAAGCUGUCUCUGGAUAGAGGCUACUGUCUAACGGAGACCCCAGACGCAGAGGCAGGCUGAGAGGAGACGCUGACUGCUCUGAGCGUGCUUCAAAUAGGUGGCAAAGCCAAGCCAGGGAAAAGGAGAGAUUCAAGAGGCAGCAGCUUCAGCAUCUCAGAAGGGGAGGAGUGAAGGGGCAGGAGGGGCAGGGAGGAAGGACUGAGAAGUGGGGAGUCACGAGGCCCUGGGUCUCUCUGCAGCAGCAUCUGCUCAGUGUCCUUAGCUCCCCUCCACCCUCAAGGGCCCCCACCCACCCCUCAGUAUGCAAGCAUCAUCAGCCUCCUGCUGAUUCCUGCUGCUCUCGUCCUUGCUCCUUGCUCCUUGCUCCGAGGAGACUCUACUCAUUAGAAGAUUCCCAGCUCAAAUUAUCCCCACAGGGGAGAGAAGCAGACGCCAUCCAGGAGGCAGCCAGACUUGACCAGCAGGCAAGCUCUCCAGUGGGGCCCUGGUGGGCUUCUGGGGGUGGGUCAGAGAUGAGAACAGGAGGUUGGGAGAGGGAGGCUGGAGAAUCCAACAAUCUAGAGAAAAGCGUACCCCUGAGCCUCCAACCCUGCCCCCGCCACACACUCACAAUUCUCUUAGCAUCCUGACAACCUCCCCUCUCCAGUUUAUAAGGCACCAGAAAGAUUCCACCACGCUUCCCCCCAGCCCCCACACAGCCCUUUCUCUCCUCUCCAAAACCCUCCAUCCACGGCUUACUAGGUUGGGACUUGGGGGUCAAGUACUAGAGGGUCUCACUCUCAUUGCCCACCCUCCAAUGCAGAAGACAGCAAAAACAGCAAUAUUGUGCAGAGAAAUCUCAGGGAAGCCCCCAGAGACAGUGGGGCACAGGUGACGCAGGGAGCAGGGGCCACAGCUGCCGAGUCCCAGUCUCCCGAGCAGCUCUGCCCAGAAAUCAAACGUGAGGCACCCAUGUCAUCU
Acinonyx jubatus (cheetah) is the source of this 5555-nucleotide messenger RNA. RefSeq names its product leucine rich repeat and Ig domain containing 4 (gene LINGO4). Bases 1479 to 3431 code for a protein of 650 amino acids. The transcript is spliced from 3 exons. Gene Ontology annotation, molecular function: protein binding. NCBI's taxonomy places the organism in Eukaryota, Metazoa, Chordata, Mammalia, Carnivora, Felidae. The record is from RefSeq and is a predicted model, not a curated record.